Molecule: messenger RNA, 2241 nt
Organism: Symbiodinium natans
Lineage: Eukaryota; Dinophyceae; Suessiales; Symbiodiniaceae
Source: the annotation of a GenBank genome assembly
AUGGCGCCGAAGAAGAGAAAAUCGCUUUCAGCUGCAGACGGAGAGCAAGUUGAACAGAAAACCCAGAUUCCAGAAGACGUCUUGGCAGAGCUGCGCGCUUUAGGCCAUGAGGUGGACGCUUCAGAUCUCAUGAUGCCCCUGCAACUUCGCGGUGUGACUGCAACUGCACUCGCCAUUCUGGAGGCGCGGUUCGUUCGCAUCUUCAGCAAGAAGUCCCAGAAGAUACAACUUGUGUGUAGGCGGUGCUCUUGGUCUUCAAUGGCGACCGGAGUGUGCAGGGGAGUAGAACACGCCGUGCACUUCGCGAACCCCAACCCCUCAGAUGUGCAAAGGUACCUUGAAUCUCGCGAGCUUGACUAUGAUGAGAAGAGAGCAAAAGCCUUGACAGAGUACAAGAAGUUUGGGAGCAGGACCAAUGCUUGCGCCAACCCUAACCAUGUGACUCCUCAAGAGUUGAAGGUUUUGAACGCACAGAAGCAUCCGGCGGCCAAGCUCUGGUUUGAGCUUCUCCGUGCUCCUGAGGCGCGAGCCAUGCUGCCAGAGAAGCAGCCUCGGCCUGCGAUGGAUCAAGAAGGUCUUGAGAGACUCCACGCUUUGAGCAUCUUUCAGAACCACCAGUCCUUUAUGUCCGUGGAAAGCAACAUGACAAAGCUGUUCUUCAAGAACUUGGCGCCGACAUACAAGUGCCCAACCCGGUUUAAAGUUCGAGACGUGCUGGAUUCCACAGCUGCGGAGCUGGAGGACUAUAAGCAGAAGCUUCUCAAGCAGGGUCCAUUUUGCCUUUGCACCGACGGUGCGACGAUUUCUGGCCUCGGCUUUUUGAAUGUCGGCAUCAUGGACUCGGGCGGUGUGUGUUACCAUUUGGACCAUAUUUCGAUGGUUCAUCGUGACAGCACGGCGGCUGGUCUCGCUGAAGUGCUGCGGCCUUACGCGCAGCACAGAAGCGUGUUCGGGAUAUGCGCGGACAAUGCGGCCAACAUUCAGGCCGCCAUUGCCAUCUUGGCUGCCGAGCGUCAAGACUUCGUGCUCCCUCUACGCUGUAUGGAACACGGCAUGCAGUUGUUACUCAAAGAUGUGCGAGCUGCGAUACCAUGGUUGGAGAAGGCGACGAAGGAGGUGAACGCUGCAAUCCGCACGGUUCGCCGCUCGAAAAAAUUUUUCGGGAAACUCAAGGCCUCCGGGCUAGUUCUCCAACACCGGAGAAAAACAAGACACAACUCGUGGUCCACGAUGGCCGUGAAAUGGGUACAACACCGGGCAAAGGUUGCCGAGCUACUUCGAAGUGAAGGCCCUGAGAAGCUUGGGCAUUCCGCCAGGCAACGCAAAAAAUUGCAGACCGCCUUGUUGGCUCUUGAGCGCCGCCCCCUCGAAGCACGCAUCAGACGUGCUGUCCCCGUGAUGUGGGCAGUGACUUCCGCCAGCAAGGUCUUUGCUUGCGCCAGGCUACCAGAAGCACUGGGCGUAUGGUGCCUUUUGAAGAGUCGCCUCGAGGAAGCCUUGGAAACUUGCGAUUUCAAGGACAGUGGUGAGAACAAUGGGACGGUGGAGCUCAGGAAGAACAAGGUUCGCGAGCUUUAUGCGCGCAGGAAAGAGCAGUUUUGCACGGACAUGGUGCUUGCGGCCAGCAUCUUUGACCCGCGCCCUCUUUUUGGUCUCGAAGAACCGGAUCAUGCGCACGCAGCUUUUGUGAUGGCCCGAAAGAUUCUACCCAACAAGUUUUUCGACUCGACCGAGGUUCAGGAGGCCUGUGUGUCCGACAUGGACGACUACCGUGCGAAGAAGGGCCUGUUCCGGGACACGGACUUCCCGACAUCGGAUGCACCUCUGUCAGAGGUAAUCGCGUGGUGGAAGAGUCGCCAACCUUCAAAGCCUCUGGCUGUCAUGGCCGACAAGUUUUGGUCUUGCGCAACAUCGCAAGGCCAGUGCGAACGCUACUGGGCCUUAGCCAACAGGGAUCGCUGUGCCAUCCGGAACCGUCUGGCCAUCGACACGCAGAGCAAGCUGCAAAGCGUAGCAAUUAAUCUUUGGGCCGUCGUGCCCGACAUGCCCCAGCCCGUACCCCCAAGCAUGUCUGGCUGCCUCAGUUUCACCAAGCUUUCCGCAACACCUUCACACGGGAUCUGUGGGGUGCAAGCAAUCAUUAGGCGAGAUGUUCGGGCAGAGGUGCAGGACACAUUUCCCGAGGAUGAUGAAUUGUCCUUAGCCUCGUCCUCUUCUAGCAGUUCCGAUUCGGAUGAGUAG